Engraulis encrasicolus (European anchovy) is the source of this 3100-nucleotide messenger RNA. It is a transcript of the gene f2r, whose product is annotated as coagulation factor II (thrombin) receptor. NCBI's taxonomy places the organism in Eukaryota, Metazoa, Chordata, Actinopteri, Clupeiformes, Engraulidae. Bases 194 to 1462 code for a protein of 422 amino acids. Gene Ontology annotation, molecular function: thrombin-activated receptor activity. The record is from RefSeq and is a predicted model, not a curated record. Gene Ontology annotation, cellular component: plasma membrane. Gene Ontology annotation, biological process: thrombin-activated receptor signaling pathway; positive regulation of Rho protein signal transduction; phospholipase C-activating G protein-coupled receptor signaling pathway. The transcript is spliced from 2 exons.
GUCGCUCUGUGUGUCUUUUCCGCUUUUGGACGGCGGUCUUCGCGGAGGAUAAUAGUGCUAGUAAAUCAUCUUUCGGUUAAUUACAGUAGGUCUAAUUGAAGAAGAGAAUUAAAACACAAAGGACGACCAUUCUUUCUCGUUUGACAUUGCCGUUGUUUCGCGGAGUGCGCACUUAGCGGACCUGUUGAGCGUCAUGGGUCAAGCCAUGCUCAUUCUGCCGCUCAUUCUGCUGGUUCUGUCUGCUACAGAGACCUCCACAGCCACACUGAAAAGCGCUAACGAUACAGGUCUCCAGGUCAGGACGUUCUCCGGCUAUUUCAUGACCGUCACAGAUGAGCCCAUCGACUACUUGGACGUACAGGAAGGCAGCGGCUCGGGCUUCGACUCCAAACCCAAGAAGCCACCCGGCCCCCACGAGGAGAAGAGGAAGUUCUACCUGAGCGAAGAAGCCAAGAAGUACCUCAACGGCCCCAUGGUGACCGUCUUCAUCCCCACCAUCUACCUCAUGGUCUUCAUCAUCAGCGUCCCCUUGAACCUCCUGGCCGUCGCCAUGUUCGUGCGGCGAAUCAAACCCAAGAAGCCGGCGGUGAUCUACAUGCUGAACCUCGCCGCCGCUGACCUGCUGUUUGUCCUGCUCCUCCCCUUCCGCAUCUCUUACCAUUACCACGGCAACGACUGGAUUUACGGCUCCGGCCUGUGCCGCGUGGUCACCGCCGCCUUCUACUGCAACAUGUACUGCUCGGUGCUGCUCAUGAUGUGCAUCGCCAUCGACCGCUUCAUGGCCGUGGUGUACCCCAUGGACUCGCUGGUGUGGCGCAGCCCCCGGACGGCCAGCGUGGUGUGCGGCGCCAUGUGGGUGCUGUCGGUGGGCGGGGUGGUGCCCCUGCUGGCCUCGGAGCAGACCAUGCACCUGUCCGACAUGGGCAUCACCACCUGCCACGACGUGCUGGACAUCCACAAGCUGCGCACCUACUACCUCUACUUCUUCCCCGUCUUCUCCGCCGUCUUCUUCUUCGUGCCCUUCAUCUUCACCACCGUCUGCUACGUGCGCAUCGUCCAGGCGCUGUGCGCCGUCAGCAGCGUGCAGCCCAACCGCUCCAAGAAGAAGACGCGCGCCAUCUACAUGGCCGUGCUGGUGCUGGUGGUCUUCGUGGCCUGCUUCACGCCCACCAACGUCAUCCUGCUGGCGCACUACGUCCGCUUCACGCACCGCCACUCGGAGGGCUCGUACGCCGCCUACCUGCUCUCCGCCUGCCUGGGCAGCCUCAGCUGCUGCCUGGACCCGCUCAUCUACUACUUCGGCUCGUCCCAGUGCCGGAAGCAGGUGGCGGCGCUGUUCGGGCGGGCCGGCGACAAGGGGCUGGGUGACGGCUCGCAGACCAGCAGCAGCAGCACACGUACCAGCAGGAUGGCGGCCAUCGAGCAAAGUAUGAGCAGCCAGUACAGGAAGCUGAUGGGAUGAUGGGAUGAGCCAGACUACGUGACAGCAGAGCAGAUGAUUAUUGGACUCAUGGGAGAUCAACUUCUGACUGUCUUCUUAAGACUUGAACUGAGGUGGACAAACCAGUUUAUGAGAGUCAAACUCCUGCCAUACAGUAUGUCCCCUCUGGCUGUGCUCCUAACAUACUCUCUAUGUCCUUAACAACUGUCUCUUUAGAAGAGACAAUAAAGACUCAUCCUGUCCUAUCCCACUUUUUCUUACUUGGUAAUCACCAACCCAGAUGACUCCCUUCAUCAGCUAUAGUAGUGUGAAUGUGGUUAUUGGGAUCAGCUGGUGCGAUGAGUCAGCUGGAGUAAAUAUGUGGCAGGAUGUGUGCUGUCUGAGUGUAUGAUGUCCGUUUUUGCUUGGACUCAGGUCAGUAGACCAUACCGAUACCAGAGCUGAAAGCUAUUCUGGCUUGGGGGAUAAAAUUCUCCAUGCGGCACCAGGCCAUCGAAAGAGCUGAAUGUUUUACAUCUCUGCCUGCCCAACCUACUGUAGGUCAACUUCUGAUUGGACGUCAGCAGGUGUUUGAGUUGGUUUGUUGAGUAAUGUGUGUUUGAACACUGAAUCACAGGCAGAGAUGUAAAUCGUGCAAUGCUUUAGGGGCCUACUUUACGAAAUUAAGGUGUUAUUGGUGAGCUGUAAGACCCAAUUUUACACCCAAUCCUUUAAAAAAAAAAAAAAAGUCUUUAAAUCUAGCUCUUCACACUGGCUGGCACAGUGUUUUUCACUUGAUUUAGAUUCUUGGCACAUUCCCCUGUUGGCUUUAAAAGUGUCAUCAAGCAGCGGUUAUGCUGUCAUCAGCCGAGACACAGUUGAUUAAUACUCUUAGAUGUUUUUUUAUCAGAGAGGUAUGAAGACCUCCUACCUUUAAAUCAUGAGAGCACUUGUCCCCCUGAAGUUAACCAUGAAACAUGCUCUCUUAAAAAUAAGUUUACAUUAGCUGCUUGGCUUAUCAUAUUUGUAUUAAUGUAUUUGCAGACCUGUUUCCAUAUAGUUUGUUAUAUUUUUGGUUUGAUAUUUGGUAACACCUUCUAUAAACUCCCUCUUCAACUGGAUGUGAAUGCUUGUGUUAGUCAAAGAGCUUUAUGAUGCAUCAUAGCCCUUUAUGAAUGUGUGUACAUUAUGAAUUGUGUAUAACACCUUAUAUAAAGAGGAUUUUCAUAGAAAGUGUCACCAGAUACUUUAGGCUGCUUGUUUUGGGUUUAAGCAUAACAGUAUUCUUGUUGGGAAAGGUAUUUGUCCCUUGGAACAGCACAUACAGUACCAUGUCUGAACUGCAGUAAAGGGUUGAGAUGCCGUGUCAACACAACACAAAGCUGACCAUACAUUUAACUUUUGAGAUAAGUCCUAUUUCAUGAAUGCUAUGUAUUAUAUUAUAUAGCGAAGUAUUUCAUAAUCAUUCACAGUAUAUGUCAAGUCUUAAAGCUGCAGGGAUGUUAUUUCUGUGUUAAUGAUGGGUUGAAAAAGCUCGAUAUUUGUUUUCCUAACGAGCUAACAAGACAGGCUGGCCUGCCCACAGCUCAUUACCAUGCAGUCCUAGACAUCUUCAGCUAUUUGCAUGAUGCAAAACACUGUAUAAUAAAUAUUGUUUCGCUGAUGCAUCAUGCAUUUUCA